Messenger RNA from Rosa rugosa (rugosa rose), 2031 nucleotides. Its product is annotated as probable histone-arginine methyltransferase 1.3. Lineage: Eukaryota; Viridiplantae; Streptophyta; Magnoliopsida; Rosales; Rosaceae. Gene Ontology annotation, biological process: peptidyl-arginine methylation. The record is from RefSeq and is a predicted model, not a curated record. Gene Ontology annotation, molecular function: protein-arginine N-methyltransferase activity. The transcript has 14 exons. The coding region runs from base 172 to 1797 and encodes 541 amino acids.
UCCGAUGGGUCUUUUACUACUACUCAUCCUUUGGCGGCUCCCUAAAUUCUCCAAAGCUUCCGAAACCCUAAUUGUAUUUCAAAAAAUAAAAACUCGGCGGUUUGGUUUCUGUAAAUAAUUAAAUAAAUCGAAUAAGGACUCUGGGAGUGAGGUCCGGAGGAGACGAUAGUAAUGGAGAAUUCGAAAGCGCAGGAGUUUGCUUUGGUCUCCAUCUCCGAGCUCGGUUCGUCUUCUCCUUCGUCGCCGGCCGUUGCUAGGUUUAGCGCCGCCGAGAAUGGUGUUGCGGAGCUUCGAUUUCAGCCGGAGUCUGAGUCGGCCGCUCCCGUCAAUGUCGAUCUUCAAGCUGCUAAGCUGUACAAGUUGGGCCCCUUGCAGUCUGCUUGCAUAUCUGAAGGUUCUGAUACCGGCAAAGAGAAAUUGUAUUCAAGGGGCCUCACAAUCCAAUUUAAAAAUGAGGAGGAGAGUGGAGCUUUCCAUCAUGCAUUUGAGCAAUGGAAGACAGAGCUUGUUGUUGAAGGAAAAUGUUUACCAAAUGGAGAGCUAACAUCUUCCAAAAGCAAGUUUGAUGACAAAAUAGAGCCAUCUUCUGCCAAAAUGUACUUCCAUUACUAUGGACAAUUGCUACAUCAACAAAACAUGUUACAAGAUUAUGUGAGGACAGGAACCUAUUAUGCAGCAGUGAUUGAAAACCGUGCAGAUUUCACUGGCCGUGUGGUAGUUGAUGUUGGUGCCGGUAGUGGUAUUCUGUCAUUAUUUGCUGCUCAGGCUGGUGCAAAGCAUGUUUAUGCUGUGGAAGCAUCUGAAAUGGCAGAAUAUGCACGCAAACUAAUUGCUGGGAACCCUUCACUGGGUCAAAGGAUAACUGUAAUCAAAGGUAAAGUUGAGGAGGUUGAAUUACCUGAGAAAGCAGAUAUACUUAUCUCGGAGCCAAUGGGCACAUUGUUAAUUAAUGAAAGAAUGCUGGAGACCUAUGUGAUUGCAAGAGAUCGGUUUCUUCAGCCAAAUGGAAAAAUGUUUCCUGGAGUUGGAAGGAUACACAUGGCACCUUUCAGUGAUGAAUAUUUGUUUGUUGACAUUGCAAAUAAGGCUCUCUUCUGGCAGCAACAAAAUUAUUAUGGUGUUGAUUUGACGCCCUUGUAUGGAUCUGCAUUCGAAGGAUAUUUUUCACAGCCUGUCGUUGAUGCUUUUGAUCCAAGAUUAUUAGUGGCUCCUUCUUUGUCUCACGUGAUAGACUUCAGUAAAAUAAAGGAAGAGGACUUGUAUGAGUUUGAUAUACCAUUACGGUUUGUAGCUUCUGUAGGCACUAGAGUGCAUGGGUUAGCAUGCUGGUUCGAUGUCUUGUUUGGUGGGAGCACUGUACAAAGGUGGCUUACCACUGCUCCUGGCUCACCAACAACCCAUUGGUACCAGUUACGCUGCGUUCUCUCGCAGCCAAUUUAUGUGAUGGCAGGACAAGAAAUAACUGGGCGACUCCACAUGAUUGCCCACAAUGCUCAAAGUUAUACAAUUUAUCUCACAUUAUCAGCUAAAAUGUGGGGCCCCGGUGCUGAACAAGGGGGUAUAAUUCAGUCAUCAUCAUGCAAACUUGAUCUUAAAGAGCCCUACUAUAGGAUGUCGCAGCCACAACCUUAUGUAAUGGCCCAAGAUCAACAACCACAUCAGCAAUUACACUCACAGGAUGUACCCAUUGACACUCAGGAUUUUGAAGAUCCCGACUUCAUUCCACAACCAUCACCAAGUUCAGGGCCUAAGAUUACACUGGCAGAAUUUGCCAAAUACAAAUCUAGUGGUCUUUGAAGAAACUUCUGAUAUGCCCAUGUGUUUGUAACAUAGAACUGCUUUACUCCUAUGUUCUAGGUUUUGAAGUCAAUCUGCUACUUUUCUGUUCAUUAGUGUCUUCCUACUUUCUUAGUUAGGGUUUGCCCCCUGUAAAUUAGUUAAUUAUUUGAGUGCCUGUAGCAGAUUUGUGCAAUGUUAUUGAUUUAACCAAGUCAUUAAUAAAACUUUCUGGCAAAAAUAUUUUAAAGUCAA